Messenger RNA from Nannizzia gypsea CBS 118893, 606 nucleotides. RefSeq lists its product as hypothetical. NCBI's taxonomy places the organism in Eukaryota, Fungi, Ascomycota, Eurotiomycetes, Onygenales, Arthrodermataceae. The record is from RefSeq and is a predicted model, not a curated record. The coding region runs from base 1 to 606 and encodes 201 amino acids. The transcript has 3 exons.
AUGCCGACCCAGAAAGAACUAGAAUCCCCUAGUGCUGAGGAUUGUUCACAAGCCGAAGCAUAUAAUCCAGAAGGAGUUUUUGCCAUUCAAGUUGGUAUGCUACGCAGCCAUUUCUACUACCGUCUAAGACUCGUGGCAGGGAUAUCGCAUCCUUGGGGCUAUAUAAAAGUUAUUAAACGUUUCCCUCGGCAUUUUGCUGAGAUAUACAAAUAUGCACCCAAUGAGUCUAAACAUUUACCAUUAUUUGAGGAUCUUCAUCGGGCCUACGCGGUGCUUCGCAUGUGGUACCACCUAGAUACAGAAAACAAGAAGACCAAGCUGCGUUGGGCGCCAAGCAAGGAGCAAUGCCGACCUGCUCUUACAAUACAUUACCUUGACAGUUAUGAACCCCCUAAAAAGGAGUUAACCGACGUAGCUAAACUGGCUACCAAAAAUCCCGUACCUGAGAACCAGGCGAAAGAGAAGGAGUACCGUCAUCGAUCAGAUCAGGAAUUGAAGAAGAAGAAUGAUUAUUAUCGAUAUUUUAUGAACAGACAUCUGAAGUCAACAGAGGAUGAUAUGUUUAAUAAAAUUCUUUCCAGCGAAGUCCACAGACAUUACCUUUGA